AUGGUAUUGGAUGCUAAUCAAUACUCUACUGUUGAUAGUGGGAUAGAAAGCACCGAUGCGAGUUCUACUAGCGAAUCAGAUCUGGAAUACACCCACGACAAGCUAGGGAGCUUAAGAGGGGGAGAGGUCAGAAGGCUUGAUUUUGUAGAUCCUAAUGAUAACUCGGACGAAGAACUCUCCGUGUAUGGCGAACGGGAAGAAGAGAGUGUGGAUGAUGUUGAAGAGGUAGGGAGCAGUGUCGGUAGCAGCGAUUUGGCUGCUUCCAGCGAACCUCCCCCUGAGGACAUCGAUGGUUCCAAAAUCGACAAGCAGAACACAUCUAUUUUCACGUUCAACCUGCCAUUCGGAGGUAAGUCGUUACUUCCAACAUCUCCCCUUACCAGCUUGCGCAGAACGUUCCUUCCAACCUCUUCUGAUGAUAAGACGCGGAUCAAGACGAAGCGAAGGAUUAAAUUGAAAUUACAGCGGCAAGAAACAAUAACAUCGGUGGAAGAACUAGAGCUUUUUCAAAACCAAAAGGGAAUUGACAACGUGCGCGCCAGAGCUGUAAAGCGAGCAUUACACCCCGGCUCUCUACUUCAAACCAUUCGUUCUUUUUCAGCGGAUCAGGAAACAACCACUCUUGACGGGUAUCAAUUGCAACGUCUUGAGUCUAUAUGGGAUGAGCUCGAAGGAAAUGUGGUGAUUUUAGGCGGUUACCGGGGCAGUAUCCUGCGUGAUUCACACACGAAGCGAAGGGUGUGGUUGCCAAUUAGGGCCGGCUUCAAUAUUCGCAAAGUGGAUUUACUGAUUGGCCCUGACCAGGACUCGGAAAAUGUUGCUCAGUCUAAAAUAUUUUCUGAUAGAAUGCUUACACAUUUCGGACCCGUUGAUGUUUGCAAAAAGCUAAUCAAGAGAUUGGACAGCAACCCCAACGUAACCAUUGAGGAGUUUGGGUACGAUUGGAGGCUCUCACUCCACAUACCAGCAGAACAGCUGGCUGCUAAACUACAGGAUAUUUAUGAUAAGCAAAAAGUGAAAAAGGGCACAUUUAUAAUUGCACAUUCGAUGGGUGGAUUGGUAGCCCACAAAGUACUUCAAGACCACACAAACCUCGUGAGAGGUAUAAUAUACGUCGGUUCGCCCAGCCAAUGUCCAAACAUCUUAGGGCCCUUACGGUUGGGUGACGAAGUUAUUUUCAACAAAACCAUUCUGAGUGCCGAAACUACUUUUUUCAUGAGAAGUAGCUUUUACUUUCUACCCUUCGAUGGGAGAUGCUUUGCAAAUAGCACCUCACUUGAGCGUUACGAUCUCGAUUUUUUCGACCCACAGGUAUGGAGUGAAUAUGGACUGUCACCUUUGGUUAGCAAAAAACGACUCAAUACAGAUAACGACGAAAUCAAGGUCACUUCACCAAAUAGAGAUAAAUUUAGUUUGAUCCCACAUGUGGAUAUGAUGAGAACUUCGAGUACCAACAAUACGGAGGUGAUGGACUUUGUUACCCCUUUGGAAAAAUGCGAAGAGUAUCUUGCAAGAACGCUCAAACAAACACGAGAAUAUUUGGAAAGCCUGAAAUAUGAUCCGGCUAAAAAUUACCCACCAUUGGCAAUCGUCUAUGGGAAUCGGAUCCCUACAGUUCGAGGCGCGAAAGUCGCAAAUAAGGACCAAAUCAAGCACGGUGAAUACAAUGAAUUCUAUUACGGUCCCGGUGACGGAGUUGUACACCACAAAUGGCUACUGCCGGAAACUCGCGGAUUUCCAGUAGUGGCCAAAAUAGCCUCGGAAUGUGCUCAUGUCAGUUUGAUGACCGAUUUUGACGCCAUGGCCAAAGCCUUCAUAUCUCUAGUUGACAACGAGUGA
Molecule: messenger RNA, 1839 nt
Organism: Lachancea dasiensis
Lineage: Eukaryota; Fungi; Ascomycota; Saccharomycetes; Saccharomycetales; Saccharomycetaceae
Source: the annotation of a GenBank genome assembly